AUCAGCUGAGGGUCACGUGGUGCCGCGAGUCCCUGCAGGCUUCCGACUUGCCACCACUCCAGUUGCCGGCCUGUUUGGGCUCUGCACGGUUCAUGAUGCGUGGCGGGCAGUGCACAGCAUGGGCUCCUGUGCUCCAGUUCACGAACUGCCGCAUCCUGCGCGGCGGCGUGCUGCUCAGAGAGGACCUGUGGGUGCGCGGGGGCCGCAUCCUGGAUCCUGAGAAGCUGUUCUUUGAGGAGAGGCGCGUGGCUGACAAACAGCGAGACUGCGGAGGCUGCAUCCUGGCACCUGGCUUUAUCGAUGUGCAGAUCAACGGUGGAUUUGGUGUGGACUUCUCCAAGGCUACAGAGGAUGUGGGUUCUGGGGUCGCCCUAGUGGCUCGGAGGAUCCUGUCCCACGGUGUUACCUCCUUCUGCCCCACCCUGAUCACAUCCCCUCCAGAGGUUUAUCACAAGGUCCUUCCUCAGAUCUCUGUGAAGAGUGGAGGUCCCCAUGGGGCAGGGGUCCUUGGGGUGCACUUAGAGGGCCCAUUCAUCAGCCAUGAGAAGCGGGGUGCACACCCAGAGGCCUACCUCCGCUCCUUUGAAGCCAAUGCUUUCCAUGAUGUGUUGGCCACAUAUGGGCCUCUGGACAAUGUCCGCAUUGUGACACUGGCUCCUGAACUGGGCCGAAGCCAUGAAGUAAUCCGGGCACUGACAGCCCAAGGCAUCUGUGUGUCUCUAGGGCACUCUGUGGCUGACCUGAAGGUCGCAGAGGAAGCAGUGCAGAGUGGAGCCACCUUCAUCACCCACCUCUUCAAUGCCAUGUUGCCUUUCCAUCACCGUGACCCAGGCAUCGUAGGGCUUCUGACCAGUGACCAGGUGCCCCCAGGCCGCUGCAUCUUCUACGGGAUGAUUGCUGAUGGCAUACACACUAACCCUGCAGCUCUGCGUAUUGCCCACCGUGCCCAUCCCCAGGGGCUGGUUCUGGUCACUGACGCGGUCCCUGCUCUGGGCCUGGGCAAUGGCCGUCACACGCUGGGGCAACAGGAGGUGGAGGUGGAUGGGCUAACAGCCUACGUGGCAGGCACCAAGACAUUGAGUGGCAGCAUAGCCCCCAUGGAUGUCUGUAUCCGGCAUUUCCUGCAGGCCACAGCUUGGAACUACGUACGUGUGGGAUGCUUACAACAGCAUGUCCUUGAGCAGGCUGUAGUGUGGAGUUGGCUCUGGAGGCUGCAUCUCUCCACCCUGCCCAAUUGCUAGGGCUAGAGAAGACCAAGGGGAGCCUCGACUUUGGUUCUGAUGCAGACUUCGUGGUGCUCGAUGACACCCUCCACGUCCAGGCCACUUACAUCUCGGGUGAAUUGGUGUGGCAGGCAGAGAAAGCUGGGCCGUGACUGAGGAUCUUGUCUGGAGAGGACACCUGACCGAAGCUGGACACUGACAGGCCAGGCAGUCCAGGGAGCUGGUCUCCGGGAACAAGUUGGAACCCAGAGCCUCAGUCCACUCUACUGGAGGCAGAGUGGAUUGGAUAAACAGCAGGAUUUUCCUUGUU
Messenger RNA from Nannospalax galili (Upper Galilee mountains blind mole rat), 1533 nucleotides. It is a transcript of the gene Amdhd2, whose product is annotated as amidohydrolase domain containing 2. Lineage: Eukaryota; Metazoa; Chordata; Mammalia; Rodentia; Spalacidae. The record is from RefSeq and is a predicted model, not a curated record. Bases 93 to 1241 code for a protein of 382 amino acids. The transcript is spliced from 11 exons. Gene Ontology annotation, molecular function: N-acetylglucosamine-6-phosphate deacetylase activity. Gene Ontology annotation, biological process: N-acetylglucosamine catabolic process.